Molecule: messenger RNA, 8273 nt
Organism: Xenopus tropicalis (tropical clawed frog)
Lineage: Eukaryota; Metazoa; Chordata; Amphibia; Anura; Pipidae
Gene: svil
Product: supervillin
Exons: 41
Coding region: 565-7203 (2212 amino acids)
Biological process (GO): cytoskeleton organization
Cellular component (GO): cytoskeleton; membrane
Molecular function (GO): actin filament binding; actin binding
Source: RefSeq, a predicted model, not a curated record
UAAUACACGAGGAAGCAACAGGAGGAGGAGGCGGGGGGAGCACAGGAGCCGCAGGUUUGGCUUUACAGGCUGCAGCACUACCGCUGGGAGCCCAGGGCUUCUCUCACCCAGACUCCGCCUGCCCGUCACCUCCCCGGGGCUGGAGGGUCGCCCAAGGGCUACAGUGUGGGCUGAGCGCUGCUGCAGAGAUGCUUGGCGGGGAAACUUUAUUGAGUUCCUUGGACUUGUGCUGAGCGGGACAGCGGCUGGAGCCGGCGAGAAGGGCAGGUGUGCGGCGGGGAGAGGGGCAGGUCUUGUGUUUUACUGAAAAAGUCCCGUUUGGAUUUCUGCCUUAGAACUGACGUCACUUCAGAAGCAGGAUUUGAUCGAGAAGGUACAUUUCAACACCGAACGUCACGUCUUCCACAGAAAAAGCCGCCAAGUUUUCAGAAGAGUUUUGUUAUUGAAGUUACUGGGGAUUUCACAAACAACUCCAGGGAAACUGAUGCACAUCUGCUAGCUGUACUUCCAAAAGUUUCAGAACUAAGGAAACUCUUUGAGCCAAGCAGGAGAUCCAUUUCAGAGAUGAAAAGAAAAGAAAGAAUAGCCAGACGUUUGGAAGGAAUUGAUAACGACCCACAACCAAUUAUGCUACAGACACGUUUAUUGGAAGAAGAUAUGCCACGAUAUAUGCGCGCAACAGAUGCAUAUAAUCCACACAUAGGUCAUGCAAAUGAAGACACUGCCUCAGAGUCAUCAAUAGAAACACAUUCUAGAUGGCAAAACCGCUGGCAGCCAAGCACUGAAUCAUCUUCUAUGUCAGGUCAAAUGGCGGUAGAGGAAACAGAAUCAAAAGCAGAAAGGAUAGCUCGAUACAAGGCGGAGCGAAGACGGCAAUUGGCAGAAAGAUAUGGUGUCCCUAUGGAUUCCGAAGCGGAUUCCGAAUACCAGUCAAGGUACACGAGAAUAAGGAAAGACGGUGAGAUCUCUGAAAAGAAAUCUGUGUUAGAGGAAGAUGAAAUUAAAGAGAAUAGCUCAGAUUAUUUAUACCGUCAAGACAUUAAGGAGCCUCGCAGAUUUCGAAUGUACGAAUCAAAGCAUCGGGACAUUAAUGAGAAUGUGUCGGAGAGAGAUGCUCUCAAAAAUGUGGAAAACAAUAAUAAUCAAUAUCGAGAAAUAUCCGAGUUGGAUGGAUCUACCUUUUCGUGCAUGGGACAAGCCAUCACAGUUGGGGAAGCACCCAGGUCUCCAAAGUUCCCUCGUCGUGCAUCAGAGAAAUCACUUCAGCUUUCCUCCUCUCCACCAUCUGAACAGCUACUGCUUAGCGACUCCAGACAAGGAACAGGAAAACAGGCACCAGAGUGGUCUCUCCAAAAAGAUUCCGAUGGGGACACAGCGUCUCUCAUCAGCUGGCCGUCCAGAGUUAAAGUUAGAGAGAGGCUGGGGAGAGAACAUAUUCACGGAUUUCCCAAAACUGACACAGAGAUCUCAACGCAAAGGAAACAUCCACCCGGGCCUGCCCACCCUGUUCCUUUCCAGUCGGAAACCUCUGCUUUUCAUAGGGUUUAUAAACAGCCGGCAUUAGUUCACCAGCCCAUUCAUGGCUACAUCCAGCCUGCUAGUGUUGCUCAUACACCUAAAAUUGUGGCACCUCAUGCACCUGAUUCGAGUGUCAUGGUGUCCGCUUUUACUACCUCCUUAAAAAAUCCCAGAUCUUCCAGUGAUGUGUAUAUUGAGAAAUCCCACCAUGCAUUUCAAGGUCAGGACAAUAUCGUAGAGCCAUGCAAGCAGGUGAUCAGCAAUGGCAAAUCGCACAGUAUGUAUGAAGAGAAGCCAACAUAUAUUUCAUCUGCCAGCAAGCCAAGAAACGAGACCUUGCCUGGGCAUAAAGACCCAGACCUGCAUGUUUCACACAGUUUACCACUUCAGAGACAAACCUCUGGAAACUUUGGGAAAAGCGAAAAGGUCUUGUUCCUUCAGAGUGGCAGAUCCCAGGACCAUACCAAGGAAGUAUCUACGAUGAAGCAUAAAAUGCUGACCCGUUCAAUGUCUGACACCACCAACUCCCAAAAGAUGGAAGCUUUUAAGAUAAAGGACUCCGAUGUCCAGAAAGAGAUGGUGUUUUUGCCUUCUGAAGACCAUGUUGCCAUUCCAAAUGGAGAAGCCGGCAUUGUCAAUACCAAAGUGUCAGUUGCUCAGCUUAGGAGUGCAUAUUUGGAGACGGCCAGCCACGCACAAAAAUCUGAGUUUGAACCUAAGGCUGAAAUGCCAACGUCAGGUGCUUUGUCUGCUACUACUGAGCGGGAAAGAGGCCCUCGAAGGCCGAGACUUUAUUUCUCUCCUGGUGAAAGUAGAAAGACCUCUGAAAGAUUUAGAACCCAGCCUGUAACGUCAGCUGAGCGAAAUCAGAUGGAUAGAUCAAGCUUCCAGUCACCAGAGCAGAUUGCUGAAGAAGAAGCAAAAGUGGAUGAAAGAGCCAAACUUAGCGUGGCUGCGAAAAGGCUUCUAUUCAGGGAAAUGGAAAAAUCUCUGGAGUCGAAACCAGCCAAGCCACGUGCCAGAAAUGCAGCAGUGGAGAGGAGGCUUCGCCGAGCACAAGACAGGUCUCGGACGCAACCCGUUACCAGUGAAGAGGUGGUCAUUGCUGCUACUGAGCCUAGUGCUGCUUCGCACACUGUGACCACACACACGGCCCUCCCUCGAAUACCUAGCCCCACUGUAACUAAGAGCUCUGUACACCAUAUCAGUUUGCAGGCAUCAUCCCAUAAAAGCACAAUAUCAAAGCAAGAGGAGAUACAAAAGGAAAUACACGAUGACCAGAGCAUUCCCGAAGAGCCUGAUAAUUCCUCGCUUUCCUUGGCUGAAAAAAUGGCAUUAUUUAAUAAGCUUUCCCAGCCAAUAACAAAAGAGGUGUCUACGAGGAGCAGAAUGGAUAUUCGACAAAGGCGAAUGAAUGCGCGUUACCAGACUCAGCCCGUCACCCUUGUGGAGGUUGAACAGUAUAAGAAUGGAGGCGAAAAGAUCGGCCCCUUAUCUCACAGUGUUGUAACUUCCGUAGCCACCCUAACCUCUCGGCCGUCUCCAGUUAGCCCUGGGGAUAUGCAUACUGCAAAGUCCUCCAGUUAUGAAGAGAGAAUAUCAAGUGUCUCCAGCACUUCAGCCCUGCUGCACACUUCACUGGAAACAGGAAGCACUUCGGAAAGGAGCUUGCUGCUCUCGGAGCCCUGGAGUCCCCCAAGUGUGAAAGAUAAAGUAUAUGAAAAGGAACCGAGGAAACCAAUGUUGGAAGAGACAAGGGUCUCUGCAGCAGAAGAUAGCAGCAGCUUCGGAAAAUGCAGCUCGCUCCAUAAGGAAAAAACCCACCCCGCGCUUGAUGUGGCAAAGGAGGAAGAACAUGUUGAGGAGCAGAAAGUGCCUGGGCAUGUUGCCUCAAGUAGCAGCAGAGUGGAGUUGCUCAGCCCCCAGAAGCUGUCCCAGCCUGCUGAGCAUUCAGAAUCCCAAGCAAAGCCUGAAAGUGCCCUGCAGGUAGACGCUGAAGAUAAGAAGAGCCUACAUCCCGAGCCCAGCAUGAGAAGAAGGAAAGAGAUCCACGAGAUUGUUGAGCCGGCCUCUGAACUCCUUGGCACCAGCGCUGCAAAGACCGUUUCUCACACUCCAGCUGCUGCUCCUGCUGCGGUGUCCUACGGACCACAGGCAUCAGAGCUAAGUGAGGAAAAGCCCGAGGAGGAAACAGCUGAGAUCUCCUCCACCAUCAGCAACAGGUCCAACGAGGAUCUCGAUACGCCCGGCAAAGCCAUGUCCAUCAAAGACAGGCUGGCGCUGCUAAAGAAGAGUGGGGAAGAGGAUUGGAAAAACAGGCUUAACAAAAAGCAGGAGUACAGCAAAGUGUCUGUCAUCGAGCGCAGCACGCUCACCCAGCUCCAUGAGAUUGAGCAGUCGCUGACAAAGAAGGAACCUGUCUAUGCUUCUGUUUAUUCUCCUGCUCUACCUGCCGCCCAUAAAUGCCAGUAUUUUGUUCCUAUACAUCAGGUCAGUAAUGCUACGACCCUGGGGCAGUCCAGCCCUGUGAUGUUCGAUGAGCGGCACCCCUGGAGAUGGAAGCAAAGGGUGACUGACGGCAAUGGGCUUCACGUGUCUAUUGAAGAAAGGAAGCAGCAGAUUACAGUCAGGGAGGAGGCCUGGAAAACCAAAGGCAUAGGGGCAGCAAAUGAUUCCACACAAUUUACAGUGGCCGGCCGCAUGGUUAAGAAAGGUCUGGCCUCACCUACAGCCAUUACCCCCGUCGCAUCUCCAAUGUCUCUCAAAUUUAAAACUCCAGUUUCCAAGCCUCUGGAAGAAAUUGAAGCCAAACCUGAUAUGAAUUUGGAAUCUGACAGGAAGUUAGAAAAACUAGAAUCAUUUUUGGGAAAACUGCACAACAGGGUUGGAGGGCUACAAGAUACCACACUGUCAGUCACAGGCCAAUCAGUGAAGGAGGUGAUGAAGGUGGACGAUGAUGAAACUUUCGGAAGGUUCUACCGCCCUUUUGAAUUCUCCACUGCCCACGUGCCAUUUGAUUUUGAAGAUGAUUUUGAUCUUCUCUUCAGUUCGGAGGAACCAAAGCUGACAUCUGCUGUAGCAGAACACAAGCGUGCCGUCCGGCCAGCCCGCCGGGUGCAAGCGUCGGGAAACCCACUGAAGAUGCUUGCGGCCAGGGAGGACAUCCUACAGGAGUACACAGAGACGCGGCUGAACGUGGCGUUCAUGGAGUCCAAGAGAAUGAAAGUAGAAAAAAUGUCCAAGAACUCAAACUUCUCAGAAGUCGCACUUGCAGGCCUGGCAAGCAAAGAAAACUUUACCAGCGUAAGCCUGCGGAGUGUCAAUAUGACCGAGCAGCACUCCAACAACAGCGCCGUGCCAUACAAGAAGCUUAUGCUAGUUCAGAUUAAAGGACGCAGGCACGUUCAGUCGAGGCUGGUGGAACCGCGUGCAUCCUCUCUGAAUAGCGGAGACUGCUUCCUGCUGAUCACCCCGCACCACUGCUUCUUGUGGGUCGGAGAGUUUGCAAACGUCAUUGAGAAAGCCAAGGCUUCUGAGCUGGCAUCAAUAAUUCAGACCAAGAGGGAACUUGGAUGCAGGGCAUCGUAUGUGCAAACAGUCGAGGAAGGAAUAAAUACCCACACGCAUGGAGCCAAGGAUUUUUGGAAACUUCUGAGCGGUCAGACUGAAUCUCAAGCUGCUGGGAGCCCAGAGGAGGAUGAGAGAUAUGAAAAUGCCAUCAUAGAAACAAACUGUAUUUAUCGAUUGCUGGAAGAUAAGCUGGUCCCUGUUGAUGAAUUUUGGGGCAAAGUACCUAAGUGUUCACUUUUAGAGUCUAAAGAGGUGCUUGUGUUUGAUUUUGGAAGUGAAGUGUAUGUGUGGCAUGGGAAGGAGGUGACCUUGGCACAGAGGAAGGUGGCGUUCCAGUUAGCCAAACAUCUCUGGAAUGGAGCUUUUGACUAUGAAAAUUGUGAUAUCAAUCCUCUGGACCCUGGGGAAUGCAAUUCUCUCAUUCCAAGGAAAGGGCACGGGCGCCCUGAUUGGGCAAUAUUUGGAAGGCUGACAGAGCAUAAUGAAACCAUACUGUUCAAGGAAAAGUUCCUGGAUUGGACAGAAAUGAAGAAACCCAAUGAGAAGGGUGUGUGCGAGGACUCACCGAAGCUUAAGGAAGACCCACAAUCUGAUGUGAAGCCUUAUGACAUCAUGCUGAUGGUCCCAGUUCCCCAGAAAUCUGUGGGUACGGUUCUUGAUGGAUUAAAUGUCGCCCGUGGUUAUGGACUUAUUGAGGGAGAUGAUUGCCGCCAGUAUGAAAUCUCAACCGUCUCGGUGGAUGUCUGGCAUAUCCUUGAAUUCGACUACAGCCGGCUGCCGAAGCAGAGCAUUGGCCAGUUCCACGAGGGAGACGCCUAUGUGGUAAAAUGGAAGUACUUUGUGAGCACAACAGUUGGACAGCGCCAGAAAACCGAGCACGUCCGGAUAGCGGGUAAAGAGAAGUGCGCCUACUUCUUCUGGCAGGGACGGAACUCGCCCGUAAGUGAGAAGGGAACCUCAGCGCUGAUGACUGUGGAGCUUGAUGAAGAGCGGGGAGCACAGGUCCAGGUGCUUCAGGGAAAAGAGCCCCCCUGUUUCUUACAAUGUUUCCAGGGAGGAAUGAUUGUGCAUGCUGGGAGACGGGAAGAAGAGGAAGAGAACACGCAAAGUGACUGGCGGUUGUACUGUGUACGUGGGGAGGUGCCGGUGGAAGGGAAUUUGAUGGAAGUCGCUUGUCACUGCAGCAGCCUGCGCUCCAGGACCUCCUUGAUACUCCUCAGUAUAAAUAAAGCGCUCAUCUACCUUUGGCACGGCUGCAAAGUCCAAAUCCAUGCCAAGGAAGUGGGACGGACGGCAGCCAAUAAAAUAAAAGAGGAGUGCCCCCUGGAAGCCGGGCUACACAGCAGCAGUAAGGUGACCAUAUAUGAAUGUGAUGAAGGCUCGGAACCCCCCGGAUUCUGGGAUGCGCUGGGCAGGCGAGACCGUAAAGCGUACGACUGCAUGUUGCAAGAUCCUGGGAAAUUUAACUUCACGCCACGACUGUUCAGCCUCAGUAGUUCAUCGGGAGAGUUUACAGCAUCAGAAAUCCUGUAUCCUUCAAGGCAUCCGAAUGUGGUUAACUCCAUGCCAUUUUUACAAGAAGACCUGUAUACGGCCUCCCAGCCAGCUUUAUUCCUCGUUGACAACCAUCACGAGGUUUACCUGUGGCAAGGUUGGUGGCCGUCUGAGAAUAUUAUUACUGGGUCUGCUCGUAUUCGGUGGGAUUCAGACAGAAAAAGCGCAAUGGAGACCGUACUCAGCUACUGCAAAGGAAAGAAUAUCAAGAAACCUCCCAAGUCGUAUCUAAUCCAUGCCGGGCUGGAGCCUCUGACCUUUACCAACAUGUUUCCAAGCUGGGAACAUAGGGAAGACAUUGCCCAAAUCACAGAAAAGGAUGCGGAAGUCUCUAACCAGAUAAUCCUUGUAGAAGAUGUACUCGCUAAACUUUGUAAAAGAAUCUACCCCUUGGCAGAUCUUCUUGCCCGCCCGUUGCCCGAAGGAGUCGACCCUCUCAAGCUUGAGCUCUAUCUGUCAGAUAAAGACUUUGAGGUUGCGUUAGAAAUGACAAGAGAAGAAUACAACACACUGCCGCCCUGGAAACAGGUUAAUACAAAGAAAGCCAAAGGACUUUUCUGAAAAGACUUCCCUUUAGUAUUUUGCUGGGAAAUCUCCGGACCCGCAGCCGUAUCUCACCCGAUUUCCACCCCCAGCCUCUUCACCACUAAGAAACACUGUGUCAGAUUUGCACUUGAUCGGCCAUGGAAUCUUGACGUGUUGCUCGUAUCACUGCGUAGGGCUAUAGGGCAGGUAACCUUUCCUUGCCGCAGGCUUGCUCGAAUGGUCGGGGUGAAGGGGCCCCACUCGUGCCCUGGUGCAAUGUCUCCUUUCAGUGCUGCCUGUUGAAUUGUGUCCUUUUUUUUUUUUUUUUUUUCCCUUUUUUGUAAAUGUACAAGAGAACCAAUCAGAAGCCUUCACUUCUCAGAGGACGUUCGGAAAUAUCAAUCCUCUUCUGUGCACUUAAUAACAUGAAUUCACCCGUAUUUUUUUUUUCCGUCGCCGCAAAUAUACCGGUUCUCUUUUGUAAAUGUCUUGUAUUUGUUGGUUCGAUCAUUUAGAAUUUUAUUUAUAUAAACACUGUAUUUAACUAUGCAAUAUACUCACUGUGUAAGAUUUGUGUGUCAUUACACAAACCUAGUUACGCCCCGUUGCCUACUCUGAGCUGCGUUGCCACCUGUAGUUACCUCCAUGUGCAUUUUGGGAAAUCCCAUGUUUGCAACUUGCAUGUUAAGUAAGUAACGCUGCGUCUGUAGCUCGGGUGAACAAAGCAGUAAGCGUUCUGGUACCCUUGGUCACCACGGCGCCCUCUAGUGGCCAAAAGGGCUAAGCUUUAAGAUCAUCAUUUACUUCAUGCCUCCUUUUUUUUGUUGUUGUUUUUUUACAUUUUUUUUCCCAGCGUGUGAGUUGGCCCCACUUUGUGAGUAAAUGUCUGACCUGAAGGGUUCAUAUAAUAAAAGUGUAUAGUGCCUUGUUUUUGUGUACAGUUUAUAUACAGGUCAUUUAGCCUGCAUUUUGAAGGCAGUUUAAGGAAAGCCUCUAAUAUUUGUACUUUAUAAUAUUAUACAUCUCAGUUUCUAAUACCCUGAUGUAAACUUUAAAACAUGUAUUUUGUGAUAUCAGAACCUGAAUUAAAAUGCUUCAGAAUGAUA